GACAAAAAAGCCAAGUGGUGCUCAAAGCGAAGAAUCAUUUCAACCACUUCUGUUUUGCUUUAUUUCCUUGGGGCACUAUGUGGAAAGCUGUGGUACUGGCUGUGUGUCUGCUGGUGACUGGGGUUCAGCCCAUGGACGACCCAGCAUAUGGAGUGAAACUAUGUGGCCGAGAGUUCAUCCGGGCAGUCAUCUUCACCUGCGGAGGCUCACGAUGGAGACGGUCACUUAGGAGCGCAGAUGCUUCUGAGGACCCCUUCAGCUCCCAUCAGGACGAGUCCUCGGAGGGUUUGAGUCACAAUGACGUGGUGGAGAGUUUCCUCCAGAGGAACAGAGACCUAAGCUUCACAGCCAGAGACAACCAUGUCUUUAGCAGGCCGGCCCGUUCUUUCAUCAAUGAGGAAAUCCUGGAAGCCCUACGCAAUGCUGACCGCAAGGGCCGGGACGUGGUGGUAGGCCUGUCCAAUGCCUGCUGCAAGUGGGGCUGCAGCAAGAGCGAGAUCAGCUCCCUUUGCUGAGAGUCAGCCUUUACGCCAUCUCAGUGAACACAGCGGCAGACGUAUACACAAUUACACAAACAGACACACAAAUAUACACACACUUUAUUUUUCUCUCUAGUGUCUUUCAGUUAAUUAAAUAAACUGUUUGAAUUGUUUUGUUUUUAGUAGCUAUGAAAUGUAUGGAAAG
Messenger RNA from Anarrhichthys ocellatus (wolf-eel), 684 nucleotides. RefSeq names its product relaxin 3a (gene rln3a). Gene Ontology annotation, molecular function: G protein-coupled receptor binding; hormone activity. The transcript has 2 exons. Gene Ontology annotation, cellular component: extracellular region. Bases 78 to 515 code for a protein of 145 amino acids. NCBI's taxonomy places the organism in Eukaryota, Metazoa, Chordata, Actinopteri, Perciformes, Anarhichadidae. The record is from RefSeq and is a predicted model, not a curated record.